Manis pentadactyla (Chinese pangolin) is the source of this 2228-nucleotide messenger RNA. It is a transcript of the gene LAD1, whose product is annotated as ladinin 1. Bases 181 to 1686 code for a protein of 501 amino acids. The record is from RefSeq and is a predicted model, not a curated record. NCBI's taxonomy places the organism in Eukaryota, Metazoa, Chordata, Mammalia, Pholidota, Manidae. Gene Ontology annotation, molecular function: structural molecule activity. The transcript is spliced from 10 exons.
CGGAGCCGAGGUCCGCGCGGCCCGGGCGGGAUGCCCCCGCGGGGCCGCCCCCGGGCGGCAGGUGGAGCGCCGGGCGGGCGCGGGGGAGGCCAUGUGACCCGCCCGGGCCGGCGGGGCGGGGCGCGCAGGUGAGGCGGCGGCGGCGCGGGGCGGGAGCACACGGCCCGCGGCUCCGGCAGCAUGUCCGUCGGCAGGAAGGACUGGUCGGCGCUGUCCAGCCUGGCCCGGCAGUGGUCUCUGGAAGACGAGGAGGAGCAGGAGCGGGAACGGCGGCGGCGGCGCCGAAACCUGAGCUCAGCCACGGACGACGGAGCUCCCGGGCUCAGCCAGAGCGGAGCAGGGCCGACGGCAGAGAGACUGCCCAGCGUGGAGGAAGCAGAGCGGCCCAGGCUACCGCCCCAAGCCUGCGAAGAUGAGGAUGAGGACAUCCCGGGCAUCCUCAGGACGCGGCAGGAGCGGAGGCAGAGGCGGCAGAUGGUGGAGGCUGCACAGGCCCCUGUCUGGGAGAGGCUGGAGGCAGAGCCAGGGAGGGACAGCGCAGGCCCUGGGCAGGCCAAGAAGCAGCCCCUCUUGCCCAAGAAAGAGGUGGAGCUGCCCCCUCGCCGGAGACUCAGCCGGGAGCAGCGGGGCCGCUGGGCUGGGGAGGAGGAGAGUGCGGUGGGCAGUGAGCCGGCGGGUGGGGAGAAGGGGGUCUCGGAGAAGACCCCGGUCUUGGAGAAGUCCCCCGGUCCAGAGAAGACUUCAGCACUUGAAAAGAGACUGAUGUCAGGGGAAACCUCCACCCCUGAGGAGACCGUGGGCCCUGAGCAGACAUCCGUGCUGGAGAAGACAGUGGUGUUGGAGAAAAGAGCCAUCGCGGAGAAAAAGUCAGUUCUAGAGAAAAUGAGUGUGUCAGAGAAGCUGCCAGGGAAGACGUCAGGCUUGGAAGGGAGACUGGUAUCCGAGAAAGCACUGCUCUUUGAGAAGCCACUGGUUUCAAAGAGGGCAGCAGCCUCGGGGCGCCCUGCCCAGGAGCAGCCAGCCUCUGGGGGAAGCCGGUCUGCCUCCAGCGAGCAGAGAGGAAGGGCCCUCCCGGAGAAGAACCCUCUGUCCUUGGCAGGACAGGGGGCGGCAGGCCCUCUGCCUGCGGCUGCCCGCCUCCCACCCAUCACACUCCAGGUGAAAAUCCCCAGCAGGGAGGAAGGGGUGGACACCUCCUCACCCUCCCAGGCCACCUACAGCAGCUCCCUCAAGCGCUCCAGCUCCAGGACCAUCUCCUUUCGGAUGAGCCCCAGGAAGGAGAACUCGGAAACAACCUUAACCCGCAGUGCCAGCGUGAGGCUUCCGGUCAGCACAGCCCGGCUGGGCGAGAAGCUGAAGAGAUACCACACUGCUGUGCAGAGAUCGGAAUCUGUCAAGUCCCCAGGCUCUUCCCGCACCGAGUUCUUUGUGGCUCCCGCGGGUGUUGCCAGCAAGCGGCACCUCUUUGAGAAGGAGGUGGUGAGCCGGAGCCAAGCGGAACCAGCCUCUGGCAGGAAGGAGAACUUGAAGCUUUCAGGGGUUGUGACAUCAAGGCUCAACCUGUGGAUCAGCAAGACCCAGGAGCCAGGAGCUCAGGACCCCCAGGAGGUGCAGAAAGAGUCAGAAGCCGCCAAGAGGACCCAGUGGGGAAGGAAAGCGGUCUCCUCCCUGGAGGCUGAGGUGUGACCAGUCCUGCUGAGGCCCACCUGCCCAUCUGCGUCUCAAGGGUCCUCCCCUCCUCAUGCCACCUGCUCCCUUUCUGCCUCUGGACCUGAGACGGAAGGAAUGCCGGGCAGACUCAGCCAGCAGCGGCCCAGCCUGGCGUCUGGGGGCAGGCGUGAGCACUCGGGGGCCUGCACGGCCCGUCCGGAGACGGAGCCUACUUCCUGCUCACUUCCAGGGCCAGGGCAGUGCCGUCUCAAGAACCCCAGGGUCACCUGUCCGAGCUCCUCCCGGCAAGCACCUCCACGUGCCUGUGACAUCUCUGCCUCACGGAGGCCUGGCUUUAUCCACCAUGGUCCCUGGGGCCUGCCGGCAGCUUGCCGAGGCCCAGAUCAGCCGGAUCGGGAGGAGCUCGGUCUUCCCUGCGCCUCAUCUCCCUGCUUUGUGCCCCUCACACCCCCGGCCCCCUGCUCUGUCUAGGAGCUCUGUGCCUUUUUGUGCCCCCUCACCCUCUCCCUAGAAAACCUGUUCUCAGGAAAAGCCUAAUAAACUCGUUCACUCUCAGG